AUGGCUACUACAGAUGUUAACCAGAAAUAUGAACAUGAAGGACUAGAAUAUAUUAAUAAUCAAAUAAAUAGUGAAAAUAUGGAAUUAAUACCCCAACUAUACCAAUCAUUAUUUACUUUAAUAAAUAAAACAAGUGGUACCGAUACCACCGGUAAUGCAAACACAAAUUUUAAUAUAGAAACUGCAAAUAUAAGACACAAAUUAAAAUUAGUCAAGAGUUAUAUACUUUCAGAAUAUAAUGCUCGAAAGACUACAGAUAACAAUCAAGACCCAAAACAAGUUAAUUUUGUAGAGCUUUUAUCCAAAAGUGUUGAAGAAUGGGAGGUGGAAUGUGACAACAAAAUCAAAGAAUUGAAUAAUAAAAAACAUAUAAUUUCUCUUUUACAAAAUAAAAUUACAAAUAAUAAAUAUACUGAUUGA
Molecule: messenger RNA, 420 nt
Organism: Saccharomycodes ludwigii
Lineage: Eukaryota; Fungi; Ascomycota; Saccharomycetes; Saccharomycodales; Saccharomycodaceae
Gene: CSE2
Product: Cse2p
Exons: 1
Coding region: 1-420 (139 amino acids)
Biological process (GO): regulation of transcription by RNA polymerase II
Cellular component (GO): mediator complex
Molecular function (GO): transcription coregulator activity
Source: RefSeq, a predicted model, not a curated record